Messenger RNA from Copidosoma floridanum, 1375 nucleotides. RefSeq names its product RCC1-like G exchanging factor-like protein. Gene Ontology annotation, cellular component: mitochondrial inner membrane. Gene Ontology annotation, biological process: positive regulation of mitochondrial translation. The record is from RefSeq and is a predicted model, not a curated record. Lineage: Eukaryota; Metazoa; Arthropoda; Insecta; Hymenoptera; Encyrtidae. Gene Ontology annotation, molecular function: guanyl-nucleotide exchange factor activity; rRNA binding.
AUAAAAUUAAAAAUAAUGUUUGGUGUGUUGAACGUGAUGAGAAAUUUCGCAACUAAAGCCGUCAGUCGCAAGAAGAAAAGAAGUUUAGUCAAAUCAAAGACGUUGUAUGCGAAAAAAAUUAAAACCAGCACGCUGCCAAUUUAUGACUACCCAAGGAGUAGACCAACGGAUUACAGAAUCUACUCUUGGGGUUUGCAAGAACAUGGAGCCUUGGGUGUUGAUAAAAAAAUCUCCUUUGCUGACAAUGGUACACCUUAUGCCGGAGUUCCGCACAGAUUGAGUUUUGGGGAAUUCCGCAGGGUGAAGGAUGUCGCCUGUGGCUAUGGUUUUACAGCAUUUGCUCUCAAAACUGGAAACAGCAAGAUUGUCUUUGGCUGUGGAAUAAACUCGGACUCACAAUUAGGCUACAAUCUCAAAGAUGAAAAGUUAAAAGUGCCAAUAAUCAAAGAACCAAGGCCCAUACAUAUUCCUAUAAAGGGAAAUACCACCAAGGUUCUGGGACUUGCUGCUGGUAGAGCUCAUUUGCUUGUCUUGACUGAGGAGGGAUUAUACGCCUUGGGGAACAAUGGUUAUGGACAGUGUGGUAGGCCAAUUAUUAGUAACGAGAAUUAUCUGCACAGCAAGGCCGUUAGUUACAUUCCAGAUGUAAGAGGUGAUAAGAUCACUGGUGUAUAUGCCGGACAAGAUCAUAGCAUGGUCUUGACUGAAAAAGGAGAAGUGUAUGCAUUUGGCUGGGGUGCUGAUGGUCAGACUGGUUUGGGACACUAUAACAAUGAGUACAAACCCUCAGCUGUCAAGGGAGCCAUUCAGGGGCAGAAAAUCAUAAAGCUAGCUUGUACAGCAGAUUGCGUUCUUGCACUUUCAGACCAAGGCAAAGUGUUUGGCUGGGGAAACUCGGAAUACAGGCAGUUACCAGCUUUAGGGCACAAUCAGCAAAUUAAUCUAGCCAUUGAAGUAAAAGCAUGUAACAGCUUGGGCGAAAUAGUAGAUAUAGCUGCAGGAGGAAGUUUUUGUAUGGCAUUGAACAGCCAAGGAGAAGUUUUCGUCUGGGGCUUUGGUAUUCUUGGUCUUGGUCCCGAUGUCCAAAGCAUUACACAACCAACUCUCAUUCCCAAAACUCUGUUUGGCGCAAACCCAUACGAGCCCAAUUCAAAAGUUGUCAAAAUAUUCUGUGGAGUCAGUCAAUUAGGAGCAAUUACAAAUUAUGGACAUCUUUACAUGUGGGGACGAAAUAAAUUCGGGACCCUCGGGAUCGGAAGCAGAAACGAUCAAUAUUUUCCACUGAGAGUAUCAAUCGGUGCACUGGUGCAAAAAGCCUGCUGUGGAGUUGAUCACAUGGUAGCCCUUUGUAAGCCGUUUAUUUAAACAAAUAUAA